CAAAAUUUAAAAUACAUUUUUUGUUCUAGAGUAUUGUUUUGGGAGGACUUGCGAUCAUGUUGUAUUUCAUAAUCAAAAAACAAAAUUCAGUUCAGAGUUCAGAGUUUGAUCAAAUGAAGAGUUUAGAAGACUUACUCAAGGAAGUUAAAACUAGAAUUGGAGUAACUAGAACCAGUUGGCAGAUAAAAUUAGACAGGGCCUCUCUAACCAUCGUUGGUCAUUUAGAAUAUAUGUUUGCUAUAGCUGGUCAAGCGGCUAAAACUUUUCAAGAUGAAACGGGAGAGUCUGUGGACUUUGUUCUGGAAAAAUCUCUGGAAAAAAUAAAAAAUAUUAUGUUUACAAAGGAAAUGCAAGAAGCACUUGAUACGAUAUCAUCAUCUAUAGAAAAGUUGAAACAAUUUGAUCUUGAGGCUAAACAAUAUGGUAGUCCGUUGUUCUUGCUGUUCGCCAUUUUGAAGCGGGUUCAGGCUGACAUCAUGCGAGAGCAAGCAGAGAACCUAGCGGACGAAAACGAAACUACUUUUUUACCAAACCAAAUAUUCUCUAUGAAGCGGAUUGGAAACUAUGCUUUAAAUGUUUAUGAUGCAUCCUGGGCCCUUACCAAACAUGGGAUAGCAAAGACUAUGUUGAUAGAAGAAGAAGACAUUCUCUACACUUGGUUCAAGGACGAAUCCCAAGAAGCGCACUGUCCAAAAUUCAUCCUAUUUAAAGAUGAUGAGCUUGAAUCAAUUAUUCUUUCUAUUCGAGGAACUUUUAGUAUAAAGGAUGUAGUAACUGAUGUAGUUUGUGUAGAUCAACCAUUUUUAGAUGGGCACGCUCACAAAGGUCUGGUAAAAGGUGCACUUCAGAUAAUUACUCUAGUUCAAGAAUCAUUGAAAUCUGCAGUUCAGAACCAUCCAGGAUUUAAGGUAGUACUGACCGGCCAUUCGUUGGGAGCAGGUACAGCGGAGCUGAUCUACCUGGAGUUAACACUGGGAGCUAGCAGUAAUAUUCUUCCUCCAGGAACAAAAGUUGAAUGCCUAGCACUAGCGCCGCCUCCAGUAUACCGAAGCUCCACAGAACUUCCUGAUAAAGUGCAGGAUUCAAUUAAAAUCAUUAUUUUCAACAACGACCUAGUCCCAAGACUGAGUUUAGGAAACAUUGCAAACCUUCUGGUUAAGUUGAGAAGUCUGGAUGAUUUAAACAUUCCAAUAAUCUCUCUAAUUUCCAUUCUCAUCAAUAAAAUCAGUAAAGAAGAAGAGGAACAUCUGCAAGGGAUCCGUGAUACUUUAGAAAAGGCUCAGCAGACCCAGUUUCCACAUUUACAGCACCCGGGGCGGAUUCUUCACUUUAAGCGAAUAAAACAACAAAUAAGACCAAGAAGUGAGGAUUCCUCAAUAUUUUCAACGACAAUUCUGCUACUGGAGGGGUCUGAAAACCUCCUAACAACCAUAGAUUUUACAAUUCAUGGGAAGGAUAACCACUAA
Molecule: messenger RNA, 1466 nt
Organism: Eurytemora carolleeae
Lineage: Eukaryota; Metazoa; Arthropoda; Copepoda; Calanoida; Temoridae
Exons: 23
Coding region: 57-1466 (469 amino acids)
Biological process (GO): lipid metabolic process
Source: RefSeq, a predicted model, not a curated record